Messenger RNA from Podarcis lilfordi (Lilford's wall lizard), 5971 nucleotides. Lineage: Eukaryota; Metazoa; Chordata; Lepidosauria; Squamata; Lacertidae. The record is from the annotation of a GenBank genome assembly.
UAGACAUAGACAGAUCGACAGGGUUGCUUUUUCUUUCUUUCUUUCUGGAUCUUCUCUCUCUCUCUCUUCACCCCCCCUCCUUUAUUGUUCUGCAUUAGACAACAAAGAAAAGGAGCCUUGCCUUAGAGGGGCGGGGCCAAGCAGCCCAGCCGGCCCGCCCCCCUCCGCCGGGCCCGGCCAAUCGGCUCCUCCAGCGGCGCUGUCGGCGGCUCCCCUCGGCUCGCUCGCUUUUCCCGGCCGCUUACGCUGCGGCGCUCUGAUUUCUCCUCCCCUCCCCCGCUCCCCUUUCCCCAGCGCUGUCUGGCUGCAGCAGAGGCUCAGACAGAAAAGAGGAGGAGGAGAAAGCGAGCGAGAGAGAGAGAGAGAAAGAAAGGGGGAGAGGAGGAGAGGGAGAGAGAGAGAGAGAAAUCGCUGAGUGAGUGGAAGCUGGGAGGGGCUCCUUAAAGAAACGCCUGCCAUCGCGGCCAGCAAAGGAACUCAAGGGGGGGAGCCAAAAGCACCGGAGCGCUUCUCUCUAUUCUCUGCACGCCCCCCCCCCGCGCCCCCCCCCCAAGGAGGAGGAGGAAGAAGAAGAAGAAAAAGGGAAAAGCUUGGGGGGAGUCGUGGUGGGGUAUUUUUCCUCAUUUUCUUGGAAAGCAUCUUAUAAACCGGAUUGCACUGGGGGGGCUUCUUCUCUUUUUUUUUUAAAGCGGCGCGCAAGGAAAUUACAAUCUGAGCAUUUUUGCCCGUUUUGUUUUGUUCUGAGCCAGCAUCCAGGAUCUGCUUGCCGGGCUUCUCCAACCGCUUCCUCGUCUGCCGUUUGCUGGCCAUCUGCCUUGGCUGUUUCCUUUGUGUCUGCUUUCCACCUCCCCCCUUCUCCUGGUGUGUGUGCGUUGGUGCUGCUUCCCUUCCCUGCUUCCCUCCCUCCCCACCCCCGCCCCCCACUCCUGAUCCGAGAGCGCAGGAGGGAAAGGAAGCGGAGGGCGCGAUCCCCCCACAUCCACCCGGGACUAUGCCCAGCUCCUUGUUUGCCGACAUGGAGAGGAAUGGGAGCGGAGGAGGCGGCGGUGGAGGAGGAGGAGGCGGGGAGACCCUGGAUGACCAAAGAGCCCUUCAGAUCGCUUUGGAUCAGCUCUCCCUGCUGGGCUUGGACAACGACGAGACGGGCUCCCUUUACGACAACGAGCCGCGCAAGAAGAGCGUGAACAUGACCGAAUGCGUCCCGGUGCCCAGCUCGGAGCAUGUCGCCGAGAUCGUGGGCAGGCAAGGUGGGGGCUUGGCUCGAUCGUCUUUGUGUGUGUGUGGUGUAAGAGAGAGAUGUGUGGUGGGAAUCGAGGGGAGGUUUUUUGCUGCUUCUCUCUAGCUGCUGUCUCCUCCCUGGGUUUCUGUGGGUGCCUUUUGCCUCCGAGAUGCCAACACGGCUCGCCCCCUCGAGUCCAAAUUGCAGGCUUGUGAUGAUGGCUAACCUGGCCGCCUCUUCUCGACACCCUUCUCUCCCUCCCUCCCUCCCCCGCCGCCACUUCCACUCUAGACAAAGAAAGUGAAGCAGAGCAGAGGUGGAGGACGCCUUUCGCAUCCAGAUGUUUGCGCCUCAUCUCGCAGCACAACCCCUCCCCCUUUUAUGCCCUAAAAAAACCCCUUUUGAUUUGAUUCUGUGUGCGCAAAAAUGCAAGCGGAUGCUGGUCAGUGCGCGCGCCUUUUAUUUGUCAAUAGUUAGGAAUCGAUGGGUGUUUCCUUACAGGCAACGGCAAGGAGGUGAACAAUGGGGGGGGGGGUUAGGUUCAAAGCAUCUGCAUUACGAAGCGGGUGUCUUCAAGAGGGCUGCUGCUGCUGCUGGUGGUGGUACCUUUUUGUAUUUCUCGGUGUGUCUGUGUAUGUCAUCCCCGUCGGGCUUGUUUCCACCCUCCCCCCCAGCCCCCUUCCCCAGGUUCCCUUCCCCUCCCCUGGAAUGUGCGGAGCACGAGUGUGGAUUUAUUAAUUUUAUUGUAUAUAUAUAUAUAAAAGGGGGCGUUGCAUAUUUGGGUUGCCCGCUUGCGAUGGAUGAAAUGUGGCCGCUCACUUGGCGUCUCAUAGCGUGGUUGCGUUGGGUGUGGGGAGGUGUUUUGGUAUUGUUGUCUCUCUGCCGCCCCACCCCCCUGCAACUUAUUACAGUAUCUCCGAGAUCCUGGGCAAAUAACGUUUUGGGCCUUUUUUUUGUUUGUUUGUUUUGGCCAAUGGGAAUAUUGGUUGGUUCGAGGUGCGGAGAUGGGUGUGUUCCUGUGUCAAAAAGCUGGCAUGGUUGUGAUGACUUGCAAAUGGAACUCGACGUGGAUGAAAUGUUGGACCAAGAGGCAGGUUGGCUUGGUGGCCCGCUCCCCUCGUUCAGUUGCUGCACCCCGAAAAGCUGGAGUAGAUGUAACCGUGUUUCCUUCCUCUUUUUCCUCCCUCCCCUCCCCUUCCCUCCCCCUCCCCCUCCCCCCCGCCUUAUCUCAGGUUGUAAAAUCAAAGCGUUGCGGGCCAAAACCAACACCUACAUCAAGACCCCGGUCCGCGGGGAGGAGCCGCUCUUCGUUGUCACGGGCAGGAAGGAAGAUGUGGCCAUGGCCCGGAGGGAGAUCAUUUCGGCGGCGGAACACUUCUCCAUGAUCCGCGCCUCCCGGAACAAAAACACCGUGCUCAACGGCACGGUGCCCAGCCCGCCCAACCUGCCGGGCCAAACCACCAUCCAAGUGCGGGUCCCUUACCGGGUGGUGGGCCUGGUGGUGGGGCCCAAGGGGGCCACCAUCAAGCGCAUCCAGCAGCAAACGCACACCUACAUCGUGACGCCCAGCCGCGACAAAGAGCCCGUCUUCGAGGUGACCGGCAUGCCGGAGAACGUGGACCGCGCGCGGGAGGAGAUCGAGGCGCACAUCGCCAUGCGCACGGGCGGCAUCAUCGAGCUCACCGACGACAACGACUUCCACGCCAACGGCACCGACGUGGGCUUCGAGCUGGCCGCCGGCGGCGCCGGGAGCCUCUGGAGCAAGCCCACGCCGCCCCCUCCGCCGCCGCCCCCUCCUCCUCCGCCGCCCCCUCCGCCGCCCUCCUCUUCCAGCAUCACCCCGACGCCGGGCCGCAAGCCCUUCUGCAGCUACCGCAACGACAGCUCCAGCUCGCUGGGCAGCGCUUCCACCGACUCGUACUUCGGCAAUGGCGUCGGAGGAAGCGGCGGCAGCAGCAGCGCCCGCUUGGCCGACUACAGCCCGCCCAGCCCGUCGCUCAGCUUCCCGCACCACAACGGCAACAACAACAACAACGGCUACGGCGUCUAUGGCGGCGGCGAGGUGCUCUCGUCGCCCGACUGCUGCGCCUCCGAGCUGCCGCCCUUCGAUUCCCCGCCCGGCUUCGACUUGGCGCCGGCGCCUCCGCCCGGCGCGCCGCUACUCUGGUCGCAGUUCGAGCGCGGGCCCUCGUCGCCCGGAGCCGUCGCGUUUCCCGCCGGUGGCGGCGGCGGCGGCGCGCCUCCGUCGAACGCCAACCUGGCCUUGCUGGUGAGCAGCGGAGGGCAGAGGCGGGGCGCCGGGCCGCCUCCGCCCCCGCCUCCUCCUCCCCCACGCGCCUUUCCCCGCCUCUGCACGUCGGGGCGGGAGGCGUGGCGCUGGAGCAGCACCCGCUGGCGCGGCGGGUGCGCAGCGACCCGGGCGGCCGCCUCAUCGCCGCCGCCGUGGCCGCCGCUGCUGCUGCCGCCGCGGCCGCUGCAGCCGCUUCCUCGCCGUCCGCCCCGUCGUCGUCGUCGCCCUGCUCCUACCCUCUGUACGCCAACGGGCUGGGCUGCCACUUGCCGGGCCUGCCGUCGGAUUCGUCGGCGUCGUCGUCCUCCUCCUCCAGCUCCUCUUCCAGCUCGUCGUGCUCGUCGUCGGGGCUGCGGAGGAAAGGCAGCCGCGACUGCUCCGUGUGCUUCGAGAGCGAGGUGAUCGCGGCGCUGGUGCCCUGCGGCCACAACCUCUUCUGCAUGGAGUGUGCCAACCGCAUCUGCGAGAAGACGGAGCCCCAGUGCCCCGUGUGCCACAGCGCCGUCACUCAGGCCAUCCGGAUCUUUUCCUAAGGGUCCCCAAACCGCGACCCCUCCCUCCCUCCCUCCCUCCUUCCCUCCCUCUCAUGGGUGCCAACUUGAAUUUAAAAAUGGGUGUAGACGUGUGCCAGGCCAGCUGCACCCUGCAUAAUGGAUCGCAAGGCAUGGGGUGCCAACUUGAAUGAAAUAUUGGGGGCCCCGGCAAGCCCCGCCCCACGUCAUCGAUCACAUGAUGCGGUGCAUGCACCCCAUUUGAAGGGCAAUGCCCACCAAUUUUAGGGGGCCCGCCCCCAUCAAUUAUUUUAUGGGGGGCAAAGACCCCUCAGUUGGCUCCUGUGAUGCACCCCAUAAACUUUUGGGGGGCCCAGCUCCCUCAAAUACUUUAUUGGGGGGGCAAAGGGACCUCGACCUCUCAGAGUUGGCUCCUAUGCUCCCUCUUUCUCUCUCUCCCCCCCCCACACAGACAAGCAACCUCCUCUUCUUCAAAAGGUCUUCUACUUGCCUAUAUACAUGCAUAUAAAUAUAUAUAAUAUCUGUGUCGAGCUUUUAAAGCUGCAGUAUCCGCACAUCCCAAAAAUAAUAUAAAUAAUAACAGACGGGGGGACGGGGUGGGGUGGGGGAACCUGACGUUUUGCAGGAUGGUGACCAUCUUGCUUUUUGAAAAAAUAACUUCUGUUUUUGUUUCCUUGCAUUCUUGAGUGUGCCGUAGCUUAGGAAUGGGUUUAAGGGGGAUGUUUGUGACACCUGGUGCAUGCUAUAAAUAUUAAGGAACGACAUUCUAGUAAUAGACUAGUUUUUACACUUUCUCUUAAGGCCAAGCUUCCAAAUCAAAUGAUCUCUCUCUCUCUCUCUCUCUCUCUCUCUCUCUCGGACUCUCUUUUCUCUCUUCUCUUUUUCUCCCUCCCCCCCCCCAAAUUAAAAUAGGAAAUGCAUAUGGAUUAUGAUGGCGUGUGAACAGUUAGUAUAAUGUGCUGGUAGUUGGUAGAUUGCUUAUUGAGAAAUAACUAUGGAUGGAUAACUUUUCUUGAAUGUUCUCGAAAGGGCAAGAUUUUUUCCUGUGAAUUUUUAAUAAUAAUAAUGAUAAUAAUAAUAAUAAACUUAUGAUACUGCAGCUUUAUCAAAGAAAAAAAGAAGAAAAAAAGGAAACUGUAACAUAUCUCUUAUAUAUAUUAAAACGUUUAAAGGUUUUAAAGAUAAAUUGCAUUAAUACAGAUUGAAGUAUUUUAUUCUUUUUUGACUUGAAAAAUUAUAUUUCAUAUUGCAAAGAUGUUUACAAGUAUUUUAAUUUAAGUUCAGUGAACUUUUUUGUAGCUGGGUUAAAUCUUUUUUAUUUUUUGGUAUGGCCUUAUGGCGAAGAACACUGUAUUAUUUUACUAUCACACAAUUGUGAAUGGAAUUGCAAAACCAUAAAAUGUGUAAUACUUUGAACAGUAUUCUGUUGGGAUGGAGAUUUUUUAUAGGUUCAGAAAAAAAGAAAUCUUUUAAAUCUGCUUCACCCAGCAUAUUUUCUAUUCAGUGAUAUAAAGCAUAUUUUAUUCUAUAUUAUUACAAAAAAUGGAAGCGUUUAAGCAUAAGUCAAAAGGAACUGUUGAUGCUUUCUAACAUUUGUAUAAAUAGAAUUCAGUGGAAAUUACAAAAAAAUUCUGUUGCACCACUAUAGUUUAGUAUUUCUAUUUUAAUACAUUUGUUUACCACUUGUUUAUGUAUAUGUAGGUGAUGUUACUUGAUCUUAAAUGUACUUUACUGAGCAAAGUUUAAAAACAAAGUAUAUUUUAUUUUAUGAUAAAGGGCCUUUAACCUCAUGGUCAGAUACUAAUAUUAUAUUUGCUGAGACAAGAUUUGAAAUUGUAUCAAGAGUUUUAUUUUUCUGACAUUUAAAGUUCUACAUAAUAAAGGUAAAACUUAAGUAAUGGUGCUACUUCAUGUUUUUUUAAGUAUUUCUAUAUAAAUAAAAUAUUACAG